Messenger RNA from Copidosoma floridanum, 527 nucleotides. RefSeq names its product small ribosomal subunit protein uS10. The record is from RefSeq and is a predicted model, not a curated record. Gene Ontology annotation, biological process: translation. NCBI's taxonomy places the organism in Eukaryota, Metazoa, Arthropoda, Insecta, Hymenoptera, Encyrtidae. Gene Ontology annotation, molecular function: structural constituent of ribosome. Gene Ontology annotation, cellular component: small ribosomal subunit; ribosome.
AACCCUCAUUCUUUCCUACACGUGUACUUGUACCGAAACCUGCUGGUUCAGCGCUGAUCAAUUAUUUCUGUUAAAUAAAUUGAUUAUCUCGACCAGGAGGGUUUUAUAAAUCAUGGCAAGCUUAAAGGCUGAAAAUCCAGAGAAGCCAGUCCAGGAAACUGCACCUAUCCAUAGGAUCCGAAUUACUCUUACAUCGCGAAAUGUUCGUUCCCUCGAAAAAGUGUGCUCGGAAUUAAUUCAGAGAGGCAAAAAGCAGAAGCUGAAGGUGAAGGGACCAGUUCGCAUGCCUACUAAAAUCCUGAGGAUAACGACUCGGAAAACACCCUGUGGAGAGGGUUCCAAGACAUGGGAUCGUUUUCAGAUGCGCAUCCACAAAAGGGUCAUUGAUUUGUACUCACCCUCUGAAAUUGUCAAACAAAUCACGAGUAUCAACAUUGAACCUGGUGUAGAAGUUGAAGUAACCAUCGCUAAUGAUUAAGCUGAACCUUAUUUUUACUACAAUGAUUAUUAAACACAACUUCAAACUA